Molecule: messenger RNA, 1032 nt
Organism: Trichoderma gamsii
Lineage: Eukaryota; Fungi; Ascomycota; Sordariomycetes; Hypocreales; Hypocreaceae
Exons: 3
Coding region: 1-1032 (343 amino acids)
Cellular component (GO): plasma membrane
Source: RefSeq, a predicted model, not a curated record
AUGUUAGUCUUCAUACACAUCUGUCUCGCUGCUGGUGCCCUGAAGCAUGGCACUCCUUCAAUUCCCAUCAUUCUUGGCAUGCUCGCGACCUCUUGUCUCCCCACCACGAUCGCUUCCAAUGUCGUUAUGACGCGCUCAGCCGGAGGCGAUGAAGCCGCAGCUGUUAUUUCUGUCGUCAUAGGCAACACCGUUGGGUCAUUUCUCACGCCAAUUCUGAUAUACGGUUUCAUCCCGCGAGAGUCCGUCUUUGAAGACUGGCGGCCUGCAGACCCGAGCACGCUGGGAGACAUGUACGCCAACGUGGCGAAGCAGCUGGGCUUGAGCGUCCUGUUGCCCCUGACAGUGGGCCAGGCGGUGAGGUGGUGGAAAGGAGAUGUGGUGGCCAAGGUCUUGAGGGUUACGAUGCUGGGGAAAUUGCCGAGCGUGUGUCUGAUCCUGCUGGUAUGGACGACGUUUUCUGGCGCGUUUGGCACUGGUGCUCUCUAUAAAUUAUCGAAAGCAGAUGUCAUUUUCAACGUUUUCAUUAACAUCGGCCUCUACAUCAUCUUCACUCUCAUCUGCUUCUACCUCGCCCGUCCACCCCAGUUCUUCGCCAGAUACAUCAACCCGCGCGUCACGAAGUCCCGUCUGCCGAAAAGAGCCCAGCGCAUAUUCACGGUGAAAAAGAUGUCCAAGGAGCAGACCAUUGCAGUUUGCUUCUGCGGAGCGGCUAAGACAACGAGUCUGGGUAUUCCUCUGGUGACGGCAAUGUGGAGCCAAGCCGAUGACUUGACGAGGGCGUUUAUCACUAUCCCGGUGUUGCUUUAUACGAUUGAGCAGGUGUUUAUGGCGCAAAUUUUGGUCUACUACUUUAAAUGGUACUUACGACGCGAUGGAAAAUCGAGCGGCGACGAUGUAGAAGCUGGCGAUGAAGCCCAAUCUGUGUCGCCGCAAGAGGAGGGUCAUGAAAGCGAUGCGACGGCUCAUGAUGGUGAGCAUGUGGAAAUAGUGCCAGUGGAAAGAUUUGAAAAGAAGGAUGUACAGACUGGAUAA